GUCAGCACAAUUAACUGUCAGAAUGAAAAUCAAUGUGGAUGGCCUGUUGGUGUAUUUUCCGUUUGACUACAUUUAUCCGGAACAGUAUAUGUACAUGCUGGAGCUGAAGCGGUCCUUGGAUGCAAAAGGUCACUGUGUGUUGGAGAUGCCUUCUGGAACAGGAAAAACCAUCACAUUACUUUCUCUCACGGUGGCUUAUAUGAAGACCUAUCCUCUAGAUGUCACUAAAGUGAUCUACUGCUCCAGAACAGUACCAGAAUUAGAAAAGGUGGUUGAGGAACUGAAGAAUCUGAUGCAGUACUAUGAGAGGGAGGCAGGGGAAGAACGACCGAAGAUCAUGGCACUCGCUCUCAGUUCAAGGAAAAAUCUCUGUAUUCACCCGGAGGUGAGUCAGAAUCAGGAUGGUAAGACUGUAGAUAGUAACUGCCACCAGCUGACAGCAACGCAUGUACGGAUGAGACACAAGAGAGACCCCGAAAAUGUUCCCUCCUGCAGUUUCUACGAGAAAUUUGAUAUGAAUGGAAGAGAGGUUCCCUUAUCUGAAGGAGUAUAUGGUUUGGAUGAGCUCAAAGAUUUUGGAAGACGAAGAGGAUGGUGUCCUUAUUUUUUGGCAAGAUACGCUAUUUCCCAUGCAAAUAUUGUUGUGUACAGCUACUACUAUUUGUUGGAUCCUAAGAUUGCAGACUUGGUGUCCAAGGAACUCUCAAAACAAUCCAUUGUUAUAUUUGACGAAGCUCAUAAUAUAGAUAAUGUAUGUAUAGAAUCAAUGAGUGUAACUAUCAGUAGACGAACACUGGACAAAUGUACCCAGAAUGUAGAAGCCCUCACCAAACACAUCAACAGAAUCAAAGAUUCUGACACAGAUCGUCUUCAAGACGAGUAUAGGAGAUUGGUUGAUGGGCUGAGGGAGGCACACAUCAACAGAGAAACUGACGUUGUUCUCUCUAAUCCAGUAUUACCAGAUCAAAUUCUCCAAGAGGCUGUGCCAGGUAAUAUACGAAAUGCUGAGCACUUUCUUGCCUUUAUGAAGAGAUUCCUCGAGUACAUGAAGAUCCGUCUGCGGGUUCAGCAUGUCGUGUCAGAGAGCCCACCUUCAUUUCUAAAGGACUGCGCACAAAAAGUCUGCAUAGAUCGUAAACCACUUCGGUUUUGUGCUGAAAGACUGAGGUCUUUGCUUAGAACACUAGAAAUUAUUGACCUUCAGAGUUUCACCCCUCUUACUCUCAUGUCUCACUUCGCCACACUUGUCAGCACCUACACAAAAGGUUUUUCUCUCAUCAUUGAGCCAUUUGAUGAUCGAACACCAACGAUAUCUAACCCGAUCCUAAAUUUUAGCUGCAUGGAUGCCUCCAUAGCCAUCAAACCUGUGUUUGAUCGCUUCCAGUCUGUUGUUAUCACAUCUGGAACUUUGUCCCCAUUAGAUAUGUAUCCUAAGAUCUUGGACUUUCGACCAGUAACCAUGGCAUCCUUCUCUAUGACACUGGCCCGUACCUGUAUAUGUCCCAUGAUUGUCAGCAAAGGGAAUGACCAAGUGGCCAUGAGUACAAAGUUUGAGACUAGAGAAGACAUAGCUGUAAUUCGUAACUAUGGCAACCUUUUGGUAGACUUUUCUGCAAUAGUUCCAGAUGGGAUUGUAUGUUUUUUUACGAGCUAUGUGUACAUGGAAUCCACAGUGGCCUCCUGGUAUGAACAGGGGAUCAUUGACCAGGUACAGAAACACAAGUUGCUGUUUAUAGAGACACAGGAUGGUGCAGAGACAACACUGGCCCUUCUCAACUAUCAAAAGGCUUGUGAGAAUGGUAGAGGAGCUGUGCUGCUGUCAGUGGCAAGAGGCAAAGUUUCGGAAGGAAUUGAUUUUGAUCAUCACUUUGGCCGUGCUGUAAUCAUGUUUGGCGUGCCAUAUGUUUACACCCAGAGUAGGAUUCUUAAGGCUCGACUCGAGUACCUGCGGGAUCAGUAUCAGAUCAGAGAGAAUGAUUUCCUCACAUUUGAUGCCAUGCGACAUUCUGCGCAGUGUCUGGGACGUGUUCUCCGUGGGAAGACAGAUUAUGGAGUUAUGGUGUUUGCUGACAAGAGGUUUGCUCGUGCUGACAAGCGGGGAAAGUUACCUCGCUGGAUGCAGGAAAACCUAUCGGACAAUCUUUGUAACCUAUCAACAGAUGAAGCUGUUCAGGUAUCUAAACGAUUCCUCAGACAAAUGGCACAGCCUUUCAGCAGGGAGGAUCAGCUGGGACUGUCUCUACUCACACUGGAACAGCUGGAGUCUGAAGAGAUGCAGAAAAAAAUACAGCAGAAGAUGGUCCUAAUCAGUUGAUGGUGUAAGAUGAUCAGUCAUUCCUAUAGACAAUUCAGAAAUUGGCUUGAAUCUGGUAGCAACAUGACAAGCUAAUAUCAUGUGAAGUGCAUGUCUUAUUCAGAUGGUGUUUAUCUAACUUAGUUAGAUGCUGUUUGGUCGAGAUAGAUGUGUAUGCAGUAUUCCAUUUGCUUUGUUCGGAAAGCAUUCCUUACUUUUUCUAAUUCAGGUGUGUGACUAUUGAGUUGCUGAGUUCAGAUAGAUUGUGUGACUCAGAGAAGUUUUUCCACUUCAAGUGGUGUGUAGAACUCAGUUUCUGUAGUACUGAACUCAGGAUUUUCAGUGCUUCAUUUGGUGUGUGUGACCGAGGAGUGUCUGUAGUUCAGAUGUGUGUAUGAAUCAGGAUUUUCAGUGCUUCAUUUGGUGUGUGUGACCCAGGAGAAUCUGUAGUUCAGAUGUGUGUAUGAAUAAGAAUUUUCAGCGCUUCAUUUGGUGUGUGUGACCGAGGAGUGUCUGUAGUUCAGAUGUGUGUAUGAAUCAGGGUUUUCAGCACUUCAUUUGGUGUACAUGACUCCUUGAAGAUUCUGCUCUUCAUUGUAUGAUGCGGGAGUUUCUUAGUUCAGAUGGUGGGUGUGUCUGUGGAAGUCUAUAUUUGAUAAGCUCAAUUGGUGCUAGUGUCAGACUGAUGCAUGACUGACUCACAGAAAGAUGUUUGGUACAGAAUAUGGACAUCUGAAUGGUUCAGAUUACGUGUUUCAUUAAAAUUCCUUUGUGCCUUGAUCAGAGGAUGUCCAUCUUUUUCAGGUUGUCAAGUUUCAAACUGUUUACUCUGCAGUAGUAUAUGGUUAAGCAUGUCUAGAAAAAAAAUUCCAAACUUACCCAGUACUUAAAACCUAUCUCUAAGACAUCUGCUGAACCAUACAGUAUGUUCAUCCUUUACAUCAGGUACCUGGGUACUGUGAGAAUUGUUAUAAUCCAGUUGUAUAGCAACAGAUUAUGAUCUUAGUGCAAAUAUCUGACGUUUGUUUUGAUAUGCAUUUGAAUAUUAUACAUUCUUUUCCAAAACAUUGAACUCUGUAGAAUAUUGUGUACAGACAAUUGAUUACAUAAUAUUUAUUCAUUAGAAGAAAACAUUUCAUGAAUAAAAUACUUCAUAAAUAUUUC
Ylistrum balloti is the source of this 3457-nucleotide messenger RNA. RefSeq names its product general transcription and DNA repair factor IIH helicase subunit XPD-like. Gene Ontology annotation, cellular component: nucleus. Gene Ontology annotation, biological process: nucleotide-excision repair; positive regulation of mitotic recombination; transcription by RNA polymerase II. The transcript has 25 exons. The coding region runs from base 23 to 2314 and encodes 763 amino acids. The record is from RefSeq and is a predicted model, not a curated record. Gene Ontology annotation, molecular function: hydrolase activity, acting on acid anhydrides, in phosphorus-containing anhydrides; damaged DNA binding; DNA helicase activity. Lineage: Eukaryota; Metazoa; Mollusca; Bivalvia; Pectinida; Pectinidae.